AAUACCAAAGGGAGUUAUUCAUGUUCAAGCAAGUUUCAACAAUACCAUUGUGACCGUUACAGAUGUACGGGGUCGGGUGAUUUCUUGGUCCUCCGCGGGUACUUGUGGGUUCAGGGGUACAAGAAGAGGAACACCUUUUGCUGCUCAAACCGCAGCAGGUAAUGCUAUUCGAGCAGUAGUGGAUCAAGGUAUGCAACGAGCUGAA
Molecule: messenger RNA, 205 nt
Organism: Eruca vesicaria subsp. sativa (arugula)
Lineage: Eukaryota; Viridiplantae; Streptophyta; Magnoliopsida; Brassicales; Brassicaceae
Source: the annotation of a GenBank genome assembly